AUGGUUAUAGCAUCGUUUAUUACUGAAUAUACUGAAUUUACACUAAAAAUGAAAAUAGAACUAUUGACACCCAAUUGCAUUAAUCAUAAAGGUGAGGAUUCAACAGAAUUGUACUCGGUGACGAUUAAUUUUAAUGGAAUUUCGAUGGAUGUUGUCUGCGACUCAGGUGCUCCAUGUAGUUUAAUACCUAAAUAUAUAUUAAACAGGUGCAGCAAAACAGUAAGUCUUAAAAAUUGUAUUGAUCCGUAUGUUGAUUACAAUGGUAAUCAUAUUAAAGUACUAGGUGAAUAUUUCGAAAAUAUUGAGUAUAAUGGUAUAAAUAAGAAAAUUAAGUUAGUAGUUACUAACAAUAAUAGUUCUCCUUUGUUAGGCAGAAAUUUUUUAAGAGCCUUUGGGUUUGAACUUAUUCAAGUAAAUUCUAUUAAUUAUUCUAGUCAAUAUGCUAUUUUUAUUGAACAAAUUAAAAAUGAAUUUAUUGAGAUUUUUGAUGGUGAUAUAGGUACAUAUAAACUAGCCAGAAUUUCUUUACCAAUGGAAAAAGAUUUCAAACCAGUUUUUUUUAAACCACGACCAGUCCCAUUAGCAUGGAAAAGUAAAAUUGAAAGUAAUUUAAGAGAGUUAAUUGCUGAAGAUAUUUUAGAACCAAUAAAUAAUGCAGAAUGGGGUACACCUUUAGUUCCCAUCUUAAAACCGAAUGGUGAUAUUAGAAUAUGUGGCGAUUAUAAAGUCACGAUCAAUAAACAUCUAUCAGAUUUUAAAUACCCGUUACCCCGCAUUGAUGAAAUUUUUGCAUCACUUCAAGGGGGUGAACUGUUUUCGAAACUUGAUUUGUUAAAUGCGUACAAUCAACUUGUACUUGAUGAUAAAUCUCAGCUCUUAUGUACGUGGUCAACACAUAUUGGUACUCUAAAAAUGAAACGUUCACCUUUUGGUAUUAAAACAGCAGCAGCUAUUUUUCAAAAGACCAUGGAAAAUCUUUUGUGUAAUAUUCCCUUUGUAGUUGUAUAUCAAGACGAUAUCACUGUUUCUGGGAGAAACACUUCAGAACAUAUUCAUAACCUUAAAACAGUUCUCUGUAAAUUACAAACUGCUGGUCUUAAGUUAAAUUUGUCCAAAUGUGAAUUUUUUAAAACUAAAAUUUCGUACCUGGGUUUCACGAUUGACAAAUAUGGACUUACUAAAAAUAAAGAAAGAACGGAAUCUAUUUUGAAAGCACCAAUUCCCAAAAAUGUGUCUGAGUUAAGAGCACUAAUCAGUAUGGUAAAUUAUUAUUCGAAAUUUAUUGACAAAUUUGCUGAUAAAAUGAUUCCUUGGUAUCAUUUACUAAAAAAAAAUGUAGAAUUUGUUUGGUCUGAACAAUGUGAUAAAACGUAUGAAAUGAUAAAAAAGGAUAUAACUUCGGAUAAAGUGUUAGUACACUUUAAUCCUAAAUUGCCAAUUGUCCUUACAACAGAUGCUUCUAAUAAAGCUGUAGCUGGCAUAUUAUCGCAUAAGUUUUCUGAAGAUGAAAUAAAACCAAUUGCAUUCGUGACUAGAGCUUUAUCUAAAGCUGAACAAAAUUAUAGCACACUAGAAAAAGAAGCAUUAGCCAUAAUAUUUUGUGUAAGUUUACCAAUUAUGGCAGCUGCACGCAUGCAAAGAUGGGCAUUCAUACUAUCUGGUUUUAAUUAUAAAAUUGAGUAUGUCAAGGGACACACUAAUGAUGCGGAUAAUUUAUCACGCAUACCUCAAGCAAUACAUCGCGAUCAGGAUGAGGGAAGCUCAUUCAUUAAUUAUAUUCAAAGUGAAAAUAUAUUAAGCAUUGACUUUAAGGAUAUAGCUCGCGAAACAAGACGCGAUCCAAUACUCUCUAAAGUAUGUGAUGCUGUAAGAAAAGGAACAGUCAAAACUUUAAAAGAUGAAAAAUUUACGGCUUUUACAAGCAAAGAUACAGAAUUAACAGUAGACCAAGAGUGCUUACUCUGGGGGUAUAGAGUUAUAAUUCCAUUGAAGCUUAGGACAUCCAUUUUACAAUCACUACAUGAAUCUCACUUAGGCAUAGUCAAGACCAAAUCACUAGCAAGAUCCUUUGUAUGGUGGCCAAAACUUGAUAGGGACAUAGAAAAUUUAAUUAAAUCAUGUCUUCCUUGCCAAAAACUAUUGCCAAGUCCGGAGAAAAGUAAACUAAUUCCAUGGAAGGUAACGAAUACUGUCUGGCAAAGAAUUCAUAUUGACUUUGCGGGUCCAAUUAAGAACUAUCAUCUUUUUGUCAUAAUUGACUCUUUUUCAAAAUGGGUCGAAGUUUUCAAAACAAAAGAUAUCACAUCUAGUUUUGUAAUCACUAAGUUAAGAGAAACUUUUUCACGUUUUGGUAUUGCUGAAACUUUAGUUAGUGAUAAUGGCAGACAAUUUGUCUCCGAAGAGUUUAAAAAUUUUGUUAAUAACAACAAAAUUAAUCACAUUUUGACUGCUCCUGGUCAUCCAUCAACUAAUGGCCAAGCAGAAAAUUUUAUUAAAAGUUGA
Teleopsis dalmanni is the source of this 2502-nucleotide messenger RNA. RefSeq lists its product as uncharacterized. Gene Ontology annotation, molecular function: nucleic acid binding. Gene Ontology annotation, biological process: DNA integration. The transcript is spliced from 3 exons. The record is from RefSeq and is a predicted model, not a curated record. NCBI's taxonomy places the organism in Eukaryota, Metazoa, Arthropoda, Insecta, Diptera, Diopsidae. The coding region runs from base 1 to 2502 and encodes 833 amino acids.